Delphinapterus leucas (beluga whale) is the source of this 3220-nucleotide messenger RNA. The record is from RefSeq and is a predicted model, not a curated record. NCBI's taxonomy places the organism in Eukaryota, Metazoa, Chordata, Mammalia, Artiodactyla, Monodontidae.
GGCUGUGGUUUUCACCUGGGAGGAGUGGCAGCUACUGGACCGUGUUCAGAAGAACCUGUAUCAAGAUGUGAUGUUGGAAAAUUAUAUCAACUUGGUAUCAGUGGUUUACAGAGGGCUUGUAUUUGGGUCCAUGGGUCCUCUGUAAUUCCCCUUGAGUAGCAUAUCAAGUUACCAAAACAGAUGCAUUCUACCGGUUGGAACAAGAAACACCAUGGAUAAUAGAGGAAGAAAGCCAGAGUCAGAUUCACCCAGGUGAGUGAAAAAAUAGCCCUGUGGGAUAAAAGGAAGUUAAAAUCCUAGUUGGCCAGAAAGAGGGAGGUACCUCUGAAAUGUCUGGAGAAAUCUUGAAAUUUUUAAGGUUUCAAUGUGACUCAGAACAGCUGGUGUGAGCUCCCAUAUACAUUAAUAUUGACUCCACUUUUUUUUUUUUUUUUUUUGGCUGCACUGUGCAGCUUACGGGAUCUUAGUUCCCUGACCAGGGAUUGAACCCAGGCCCUCGGCAGUGAAAACGCCAUGACUCCACUUUCUAAUCUCUCCAUAUUAGGUCUCUUUUGCCUGGUUUUAAAAAGCACAUUUCCUUAUUUUAGAUAUUUUGAUCAGAUCCCUCUCUAGUCCAUCUUGGAACUUGCUCUCCUAAAUAAUCUUUCUUCUUGUUAUCCUCAGUUUACCUGCCUUCUCCUUGUCUCUACCUCCCUAAUCCAUGGUUAUAGCUCUCUUUUCUUAUAUACUCAAGCAUUCAUAAAUUCUCCCUUCUUCCCAUUCUGUGUAUCUCUCAUGCCUCUUGUAGUUUAUUCCUUCUUUUUUUCUUUUCUUUUUCAUUUUCUUUAUCUCCUUUCACUUAUAAAUGUCACAGACUUUAGGUAUAUACCCACAGUCUCCUUUCCUCUUGUCUCUUUGGCCUUUGCUGAGAUUCUACUCCUUCUAUUACAUGGUCAUUAUGGAUUCAUUGGUCUGUUUCUAGAAGACACAUGGCAAGUUGAUAAUCAUAGAGACUGGCACAAAGGAAACCAUGGCAACCUGGAAACUAUGGAGAGUUACCACAAAGAUAGUGCAUUUGGAAAUAUAUCUUCUCUGAGCUUAAACCUUGAUAUCUCCUUAGCACAAAGAUCUCAUACACUUGACAUACUUGGGAAGCAUCUGAAACCUAAUCUAGAGUGUAUUACUCAGAAUAAAAGCUAUGCAAGAAAGGAAGUUGAAUUUAUUCAAUAUGACAAAUUAUUUCUUUACACUAAGCAUGAGAAAAUUCAUACUGGACAAAAGUACAAUGAAUAUAAUCAACAUAUGAAAGUUUUCAGCCAUAAGUCACAGCUUAUUAAAUAUUGGAAAACUCAAACAGCAAAGAAACACUAUAACUGCAGUGACUGUGGGAAAGCCUUUUCUCUGAAGUCGGACCUCAUUAAGCAUCAAAGAACACAUACAGGAGAGAAAUCCUUUGGAUGCAGUAGAUGUCAGAAAGCCUUCAGGCGGAAGUCCCAUCUCAUUUUACACCAGAGAACCCAUACAGGAGAGAAACCCUAUGAGUGCAACAAAUGCGGGAAAGCCUUUACUGAUAAGUCAUGCCUUAAUAAACAUCAGAGAACUCACACAAGAGAGAAAUGGUUUGAGUGUCGUGUAUGUCAGAAAGGCUUCAGCGAUAAGUCACAACUCACUUUACAUCAAAGAACUCACACAGAAGAGAAACCCUACAGAUGUGAAGAAUGUCAGAAAAGUUUCAGUAAUAAGUCACAGCUCAUUAUUCAUCAGAGAUCUCACACAGGAGAGAAACCCUAUGGUUGCAGUGAGUGUGGGAAAACAUUUCCCCUUAAGUUUAGCCUCAUUUUACAUCAAAAAACACAUACAGGGGAAAAACCUUAUGGAUGCAGUGAAUGUGGGAAAGCCUUCAUCCAGAGAUCUGAGCUCAUUAGACAUCAGAGAACUCACACAGGAGAGAAACCAUAUAAUUGCAGUGACUGUGGAAAAGGCUUUAGUGUAAAGUCACUCCUCAAUAUUCACUUGAGAACUCACACAGGAGAGAAGCCCUACGGAUGCAGUGAAUGUGGAAAAACAUUCUCCAUCAAAUUUAGUCUCAUCCUACACCAAAGAACUCAUACAGGCGAGAAACCCUAUGAAUGCAGUCAGUGUCAGAAAGCUUUCACCCAAAAGUCACAUCUCACUAUUCAUCAGAGGUCUCACACCGGAGAGAAACCUUAUGAGUGCAGUGAAUGCCACAAAGCCUUCAGCCGGAAGUCAUAUCUCCUUAUUCAUCAGAGAAUUCACUCAGGAGAGAAACCUUAUGAAUGCCAUGAAUGUGGGAAAGCUUUCUGUCACAAGUUUAGCCUCAUAAUUCAUAAGAGAAUCCAUACAGGAGAGAAACCCUAUAGAUGCAGUGAAUGUGGGAAAACUUUCCCUAUCAAGUUUAGCCUCGUUUUACAUCAGAAAACACAUACAGGAGAAAAACCCCACGAAUGCAGCGAAUGUCAGAAAUCUUUUGCCCAGAGGUCACAUCUUAUUAUACAUCAAAGAACUCACACGGGUGAGAAACGUUAUGGAUGCAGUGAGUGUUGGAAAACUUUCUCCCACAAGUUCAGCCUCAUUUUACAUCAGAAAACUCAUAGAGAGAAAUUGUGAAGAAAUAUCCAAAUGAUAUCCAGAAGUUGUCAUUGAAAGGAAAUAGCUCCUUACACUCCAGAGUUUACAUAGGAGUGAAACCUUAAGACUGCAGCAGAUGUGGACCUGUUUUCUUUUCAGAAUCACAACUUAUUACUUAUCAGACAGCAGUACUGCAUAGAAUGCCAGACGGAGGAAAUACCUUACCCGAUGAAAGUCAAUUGAAUGUAGCCCAGAGAGAAUAAAUAGGAACUUCUGCAUAUGUUUUAAUCGUGGGGAUGUUGUUGGUAUGAAAUUCAGCUACAUUGGUAUCAGAGAAUUGACAUUCAGGGGAAAAGUCUAUACUUUAAAGAAUCUUGGAAUCAUGCUUUCAUGGGUAUCAUUUUAUGAGGGAAUUAAUUUUCUGUAACUGUGACAUAAUAAACAGCACUAUAGAAAGCAUUAAAUAUGUAAAUAAAUACAGUAGUCAGAAAACAAAGCAAAAGUUAUAUCAGAACCAUGUGAGAAUAUGUAAGUGUUUUGUACCUAUUUUUAUUAUAAAAUGAUUGUUUGUAUUUGGGAAUUGCGUGUGUUAGCGUAACAGUUGUGACUUCCUAGUCCAUGUGCUUAAAUGUCAUAAAACUUUACCAUAGAA